AUGGCCGGCCAGUCAAAUACAUUGGCCUUGCAGGCUACAGACAUCGAUUCGUCCAAGCUAUGUAAGAUAGCUGAGACAGCAGCAAAAUCAGGCAGCAUUGAGCUGCUAAGCCAGUGUUACGAGCGCGGGUUUUGGGCGACAAAAAUCCACCUCGCCGCGGCCAAGAAUCACAUCGAUACGACAUAUGAGAACGAAAAAGAGGAAGAAGCGGUCGACUUUCUACUCAAGAAUGACUACAGUAAUCACGUCAACGCUGCAUCUAAGACCGAUAACAAAGAAGUGAUCGACUUUCUAUACAAAAACGGCUACAGCGACACCGUCAACGAUCAGUUAGAGAGAGGAUUUACGACCCCGCUGAUAACGAACGCUUUCUCUCGUCGCAAAAAAACCGUUCGCUAUCUACUUGACCAAGGAGCUGAUCCCAACAUCGGUCCAUUGGGUCCGCCAUGUGCGGGAGGGCCCAAGUUCAGCAAGAGCAAAAAGAUGAAAGCUCUCGCUGUCGCCGCACGCAUGAGUUCGGUGGAAAUCAAUGACACCGAGAUGCUAAAAAUCCUUCUGAACGCAGGUGCGGAAACUCAAGGGACUGCAGCGCUGCAUAUUGCCUCGUUUCUUGGUAGCCUGCCCAGUAUGCAAUGCCUUAUUGAACACGGCGCUGAUGUCAAUGAAGUCCUGGAGAAAGAGGUCUCUUGCCAAAUCCCUCUACACAAUAAACGGCUCGGUACGUCUCUCCACUGGGCUAUUCAGGGAGGGAACAAGGACGCUGUUAGGUUCUUGCUCUCCAAGCAUCCCAACCUCGAGCUUCAAGACAAUGAAGGCGUUAGUGUGAAGGCUUGCCUCGAAGUUUUCGAUACUGCUUUGCUGGAAAAGCACUGUAGUGGAUGA
Messenger RNA from Aplosporella prunicola CBS 121167, 882 nucleotides. RefSeq lists its product as uncharacterized. The record is from RefSeq and is a predicted model, not a curated record. Gene Ontology annotation, cellular component: cytoplasm; nucleus. The coding region runs from base 1 to 882 and encodes 293 amino acids. The transcript has a single exon. Gene Ontology annotation, molecular function: protein binding. Lineage: Eukaryota; Fungi; Ascomycota; Dothideomycetes; Botryosphaeriales; Aplosporellaceae.